Molecule: messenger RNA, 2670 nt
Organism: Erinaceus europaeus (western European hedgehog)
Lineage: Eukaryota; Metazoa; Chordata; Mammalia; Eulipotyphla; Erinaceidae
Gene: RCAN1
Product: regulator of calcineurin 1
Exons: 4
Coding region: 91-825 (244 amino acids)
Biological process (GO): calcium-mediated signaling
Cellular component (GO): nucleus; cytoplasm
Molecular function (GO): nucleic acid binding; calcium-dependent protein serine/threonine phosphatase regulator activity
Source: RefSeq, a predicted model, not a curated record
GGUUAACGGCGCUGCGGGCUGCCGGGGGAGGGAGAGCGCGAGGGUGGGAGCCGGGUGCAGCCGGCCGGCGAGGGUGCAGCGGGCGCGGGGAUGGAGGACGGCGUGGCCGGGUCCGGGCUCGGGGCGGCGGCCCCGGCGGCGGGGAUGCGAGCGCGGCCCUUCGCGCCCUUCUGCGCCGGGGUGGCCGAGGCCGACGAGGGCGGCGGCGACUGGAGCUUCAUCGACUGCGAGAUGGAGGAGGUGGACCUGCAGGACCUGCCGAGCGCCACCAUCGCCUGCCACCUGGACCCGCGCGUGUUCGUGGACGGGCUGUGCCGGGCCAAGUUCGAAUCCCUCUUCAGGACCUACGACAAGGAUAUCACCUUUCAGUAUUUUAAGAGCUUCAAACGCGUCAGAAUAAACUUUAGCAACCCCCUGUCCGCCGCGGACGCCCGAGUCCAGCUGCAUAAGACUGAAUUCCUUGGCAAAGAAAUGAAGUUAUAUUUUGCUCAGACUUUGCAUAUAGGGAGCUCCCAUCUGGCUCCCCCCAACCCGGACAAACAGUUUCUCAUCUCCCCCCCUGCGUCUCCGCCCGUGGGCUGGAAGCAAGUGGAAGAUGCCACCCCUGUGAUCAAUUACGACCUUUUAUAUGCUAUCUCCAAGCUGGGGCCAGGCGAAAAGUAUGAACUACACGCAGCCACGGACACCACCCCCAGCGUGGUGGUCCACGUGUGUGAGAGCGACCAGGAGAACGAGGAGGAAGACGAGGAGGAGAGAAUGAAGAGGCCCAAGCCCAGAAUCACCCAGACCCGGCGGCCCGAGUACACACCCAUCCACCUAAGCUGAAUGCAGCCGCAGGAAGGAUCCCAAACCACACUCACUCACCAGAGGCGUCUGGAACUGGCCAAGUGGCUGCUCAGAGCUGGGGAGGCGGCUGCCUCCCACCCCCCAAGAUCCAUCGAUCACUGUGGCAGGAAUUCCCUCGUAGCUCAGAAGAGAAGCCAGGCUUCCAUCACCUGCUUCCAUGUCCCAGGCUCCCUGGGAGGGGCAAGUCCAGGACCCAUCACUGAGUUUGGGGUGAUCUCUCACGGACUUCUCGAGAAAGACUCGAGAAUGAUAGUGUCUUGUCCUGGUUCAUUGUAUCUUGUCUUAUUUUUAUGUUUUUUUUUUUUUUUUUUUCUGGUAGGUUCUGUGUUUUCUCAAGGCAGGUGGAUCAGUGGGGCUGGAGGGAAUAGCAUUCUGUUCUAACCAGACCACAAGGGUGGGGGAAAAAAUAAAUAAAUAAAUAAAUAAAUAAACAAACAAAUAAAUAAAAGCACCCUUGUCUGGUGCAGAAAGAUAGUGAGAACAGCAACCACACAAUGUGGGCAUCCUCGUGUUACACACAUACACACACACCCUGUCCUAAACUCUGUGCACUUAUGGGACCCUUCCCCCCUACACACACACACACACACACACACACACACACACACACACACCCCUGCAGAAACUCAACUUUGUUUGUUUACACUUCUGCCUCGUUGUUUGACAUCCUUGGGGAAGAUAGGAGAAGCAGUUGGGACAGCUAGGACAUGAAUCUCCUGUCCAGAUUUCCUGCUCUCCUGGCUGGAGCGCCCUACAUGUGAGAUGGUUCCUGGAAUGCUUUCACUCUCAGUUUUCCAUGGGAGAAAUCGACUUGAAAUUCCUGGGGGAAGGGGGGUCCCCCUUGCAGAAGCCAGAGAAUAGCAGUUUCACUGCCGACUUUUAGGGGGACGGAAAUGGUCUCGUCUCUGUGUCUGGGGUUAGGCAUCAGUUUCCUUUGAUUCCUUUGAUGUGCUGGUUUCUGUUCAUGAAAGGUUGGCAAAAAGAAAAAGAAACCAAAUAAACAACAGCAAAAAAAAAAAAAAAAAACAGCAACACACACACACUUUUAUUAGGAACCAUUGGUGGAGAUAAUCUCUCCCAUCUCUCUUUUUUUUGCUAACCCCACUAAAACGUCAAAAUAAACUUGUAAAUACAACUGGUAGCAUAGAUCCGUAUCUGUUGUGAACCUGGGUGGAAAACAUGGCAGUGGAGGAACAGUGUAAUAUGUAUUAGCCUACCUGUGAAUUGUAUGUCGUAAAAAAGGGUAAUAUAUAUAUAUAUAUAUAUAUUUUAACAGCAUAUAUAUGCUGUUAAAAUGUUUGACGGGACUUGAAUUCCAAGCAUGUGGAGUGGGCGUAGAUGUGUUUAUGAGGAAGAUGUAGUGCCUUCCCCCCAUGAACUCCUGAUGGAAUUGUUAUUCUAGGUUCACGUUUGUAAUUCUCUCUCCCUCUCUUUUUUUUUUUUUUUUCCUUCCUAGUUGUACUAUGUGUGUGUCCAGUAAAUAGAGAUUCCAUUUUGGCCUUACAAUGGUGAUACCAUUACACAGUGUUUCAUUUGGAAAUACCUAAUGCCAAGUAAUAAUGCAUGCUUUGGGAGUUUGGGAAAAAAAAAAAGGUUUUCCUUAAGAAGCAGAAGCUUUUCCCCACCAUGUCACAGUACUGACCGAAUGUUCUCAAAACCCUGUUUACAGUACUUGGUGGGGAGGUCCCAGUGGGGGAGAGACCAUCACAUUAGCUGUUCAAGUGUUUCCUAGUUAAGUGCUUUUCAACUGGAGAGGCUACCCUCAGAAUAUUUUUUUUAAACUGCAUUCUGUAAUAAAUCUACAUGAGAUGCUAUUUACGGAAA